GAUGCGAGACGGCGGGCCGCUGGAGCUAGCCGGUCUGGUGCUGCUCCUUAUGGCCGCUGGGGCGAGAGCAAGGCCGCGGCCCGCCGCCCCGGAGAACCGGCCCCGAUCUAACGUGGUGUUGGUGGCCUGCGACUCCUUGGAUGGACGCUUGACGUUUUUGCCAGGAAAUCAGACUGUGGAUUUACCUUCCAUAAAUUUUAUGAAAAGACAUGGCACUGUCUUUCUCAAUGCCUACACCAAUUCUCCAAUUUGUUGUCCUUCCCGUGCAGCUAUGUGGAGUGGUCUUUUCACUCAUAUAACAGAAUCUUGGAAUAACUUCAAAGGUCUAGAUCCAGAUUAUGUAACAUGGAUGGAUCUCAUGGAGAAGCAUGGCUACCAUACACAGAAGUUUGGGAAACUGGACUUUACUUCUGGACAUCAUUCAGUAAGUAACCGUGUGGAAGCUUGGACUAGGGAUGUUAACUUCCUGCUCCGACAAGAAGGAAGACCCAUGGUGAAACUUACAGGCCACAGGAAGCAGUUUAGAGUAAUGGAAACAGAUUGGCGGAAUACUGAUAAAGCAGUAAAUUGGAUAAAGGAAGAAGCUGUUAACUUUACUCAACCAUUUAUUCUUUACUUGGGACUAAAUUUACCACACCCAUAUCCAUCACCCUAUGCGGGAGAAAAUUUUGGAUCCUCUACAUUUUUAACAUCUCCCUAUUGGCUUGAAAAGGUAAAUUAUGAAGCUAUUAAAAUACCCAAGUGGUCUUCUCUUUCAGAGAUGCAUCCAGUAGACUAUUACUCGUCGUACACCAAGAAUUGCACAGGAGAGUUUACAAAGGAAGAAGUGAGAAAUAUUAGAGCAUUUUAUUAUGCUAUGUGUGCAGAGACAGAUGCCAUGCUGGGUGAGAUUAUUUCAGUUCUGCGAGAUACUGAGCUUCUUGGGAAAACAAUUGUUAUAUUCACUGCAGAUCAUGGAGAACUUGCUAUGGAACACCGUCAGUUCUAUAAGAUGAGCAUGUAUGAGGGAAGUUCCCACGUUCCUCUUUUAGUUAUGGGGCCAGGUUUAAGAGAACAGCACCAAAUACCAAAUGUAGUAUCUCUUGUGGAUAUCUAUCCUACUAUGCUUGAUAUAGCAAGAAUUCCUAUCCCACAGAACCUCAGUGGAUAUUCUCUUAUGCCACUGCUACGUGAAAAGGCUGAGAGCAAAGCGUUACCCAGAGGACCUCGGCCCUCCUGGGUGCUGAGUGAGUUCCAUGGAUGCAAUGUGAAUUCCUCUGUGUAUAUGCUGAGAACUGGCAAGUGGAAAUACAUCACAUAUUCGGAUGGCUCUUCAAUACUGCCCCAACUCUUUGACCUUACUGCUGAUCCAGAUGAGCUUACAAAUCUUGCCAUAAAAUUCCCAGUAACUGUGCGUUCUUUGGACAAAAUACUUCGCUCUAUAGUAAACUAUCCAAAGGUUUCUUCUGCUGUUCAUGAGUAUAACAAACAACAGUUUAUCAGUUGGAAACAAAGUUUGGGUCAAAAUUACUCAAGUGUUAUUGCAAACCUUAGGUGGCAUCAAGACUGGUUAAAGGACCAAAAAAAAUAUGAGAAUGCAAUUGACAAGUGGCUUGGUAAGUAGAUACAGACAACCUGGAUUUCAUAUGAAUGAGGAUGUAAAAAAAUUAUACAUUUGUAAUAUUAUGCUGUAAUAUUAUUUGUAAUAUUAUGCUGUAUUUCAAAUGGUUAUUUCACUUAACCAUUGAAAUACAUUGAAAUAAUAUUAUGCUGUAUUUCAAAUGGUUUUAUAUAUUUCACAAUUAUUUUCUUAUAUAUUUUCUUAUAAAUUGAAAGUAAAGAUAACUGAACUGUUACUGCUUUGUGUCAGAAAGCCAAGAGCAUUUUGUAUAACUAGCCAGCACAACAAAACUAGAGUUUUAGAUGUUAUUAUUCUGAAGGUAAGUGUAUAUAGAAAAGGUAGUGUGCAAAUACUAAUUGUGUGUAUGUAAUAUUUAGCUGAUUGCAAAAGUACAGUGUUUUAAGCAUUGAAACUCAAUAGGAACCUCCAUUUAUAAGGAAAAGCAAGGAUUAUAAAACUUAGUGAAAUAAAGUGCCAUUUAUAAUGGAAUUUUCUGUGUGUAUUAUAAAUCUAGUUUGAAAAGACAUUCAUCAAAAAGUUGGUAACCAGUACAGGUCUGAACAUAGGCGUGGUUCAUGCAAGUACUUAAUUAUAUCAGCAUUCCUGUGUUAGAAGUGAUUGACUCCCCAUGUUUUCAAGGUCUGUCUGCUAAUCUCUUGCUCCUCUCUGCUCAUCAUCAUAAAUUAAAAAGAAAACCCCUUUUUGCCAAACCUAUGAGUAGAGCAGUUCUCUGAAAAAUGAUAGUGUGAUUUGUGUAACACAAAAUAAACACUGCUUGAAUGCAGUUAGAUUAUGCAAGUAAAUGCUUUGAUGCACAUCAGUGAAUGGAAAAUUUAAACCUAAAAUGUACACAGAGGAGACUCAAUUGAAGCUUGCAGGAGGAGUUAACAGAAAAAUACUGUUUCCCAUUUUUCCAGUGACCUGACAAAAAGAAAGUAGUUUUAGAAGAAGGUAAGAGUUAGGUAACAACUCUUCCACUUAUGGGAAUAUGUAGUUACAGCAGUGCUGAUGUUUGCUAAUUCUUGGUCACCAUCAUUGCUGCUAUAGUACCAGUUCAGAAUGACAUUAUGCUUCAUACAUAAAAUGUUUUCUGGAAUCUGUUAUUAAAUGCUCAGUAGUAGCAGUAAGCCAGUAAAAAUAAACAUAAAAAUGAGACAUAUUUUCUGAUGGCUCCAAACUCAUUUCAUGAGCAAAUUCCUACACAGAGUUAAAAAUUCUUGAAACCCUGUAGCACAUGCCAUUAUAAUUCUUAUUAAAAUGAGUUCAGGUAUGGUUGAAAUUACUUAAACAAAAUAAAUGGGCUGCAUAAUUAGAGGAAUUAUUUAUAUCCAUAUGAAAAUUUGUUCAAGAGAAGAAAGAAUAAAGAAAUUCUCACUUUCUAGAGGUCUGGACAGAAUGCAGUACAUUGUCCAAAAUGGAGUAAAAUAAAAUUAUGGUGAACUGGA
Molecule: messenger RNA, 3045 nt
Organism: Serinus canaria (Common canary)
Lineage: Eukaryota; Metazoa; Chordata; Aves; Passeriformes; Fringillidae
Gene: ARSK
Product: arylsulfatase family member K
Exons: 8
Coding region: 2-1603 (533 amino acids)
Source: RefSeq, a predicted model, not a curated record